AUGUGGUUACAAGGAUAUUAUGAAAUCACAAGCUCUGGAAUUCCCUUUCCUCUCAAGAAAGAACUUGAGAUGGCUGGAGACCUUCAGCGAGAACUCCCCAAGGAACCUCACCAUCAGACCAAAACCAAAGAAAACAAAAACACAACUCCAAACAAACAGGAAGUCAAGACCAAAGAAAGAUACAAACCCUCAGAUGAGCUGCUGGCAGAGUUUGUCAGGAGGGACGGGCAGCGACAUCACCUACGGGUGUCCUGUGAGGCACCGAACCAUGCCGACCCUCCCCAGGGCCUAUUGUCUGGAGUGGCCCAGCUGAGGGAGAGGUUGGCCGAGCUUUUCAGCAGCCUGGUACAGCAGGAAGCUCAGGAUCCGGUGGCGGUGGCAGCUGGAGGCGAAGCCUUAAAUGGUGAUGCUGAAGAUGAUACAGAAGAUGAAAACAACCCUGAUAACAGAAUUAACUCAGAUGGACCAUCUGCAAAACGACCCAAACCACCAACUUAA
Messenger RNA from Chrysochloris asiatica (Cape golden mole), 498 nucleotides. RefSeq lists its product as uncharacterized. The transcript is spliced from 3 exons. Gene Ontology annotation, cellular component: EKC/KEOPS complex. The record is from RefSeq and is a predicted model, not a curated record. NCBI's taxonomy places the organism in Eukaryota, Metazoa, Chordata, Mammalia, Afrosoricida, Chrysochloridae. The coding region runs from base 1 to 498 and encodes 165 amino acids.